This is a messenger RNA of Saprolegnia parasitica CBS 223.65, 2106 nucleotides long. RefSeq lists its product as hypothetical. Gene Ontology annotation, molecular function: phosphatidylinositol binding. The transcript has 9 exons. The coding region runs from base 24 to 1991 and encodes 655 amino acids. The record is from RefSeq and is a predicted model, not a curated record. Lineage: Eukaryota; Oomycota; Saprolegniomycetes; Saprolegniales; Saprolegniaceae.
GCCAUUUCGACGCUGCUACCAGCAUGGGCUGGGACGGCCUCGUGUGCUGCGCGACCACGUGCUUCGGCGACGCCCGCCUCGACGGCGCGCGCACCGGCGACCGCCACGCGUGUCCGCAGCGCUUCAAGCUCAAGACGCUGCACGUGCACGUCGAUGGCAGCAGCCGCCUUCGCCUCGAGUCGACCAACUGCAAGCUCGCGUGUUUGCCCGCGGGCUUGAUCAAGAAGAUUGUGUUUCUCUUCCUGCGUGGCCGGCGCGAGGCCAGCGUCCGGCCACCGACGCCAGCGCCGACCGACGACACGGCGUCCCUGUACGCGAGCCCGCCGAGAACGAACGAGUCGGCGAUUCCAAUGCUCUCGAACGACAUGAUCUCGGUCGCAUCCUCAUCCUCGCUUGCAUCCCGGACGUCCGUGUCCAUGAACGAGGCCUACGCGUAUGCCCGCGGGUGCCAGCUCGCCGAAUCGAGCGAUCCGCUCGAAGCCAGCGGCGCGUCGUCGUCGUCGAUGGCAUCGUCCAUCUCGGCGCCGCCCAUGGACCUGGAUCUCAACAUCCUUCAGGACACAUAUGCGAUCACCUUCAAGAAGGCGUCAACAGGUCGCGAAGAGGUCGAGAUCAAGCUCUUCAUGGUGAACGCCGCCCGCGCCUCCCACGAGCACAUGAAAAUCGUGCACGUGCUUCUGCGGGACAACCUCUGGGUCGACGUGGUCGUCGUCGACGAACUCGGUGGCGCCAAAGAAUGCAGCUCCUACCGUGCGGUUGAAGAAGCCUUGUCCGUGUUCCAGCUGGACGCGUGUCUGUCGUGCGGCCUCGCCUCUCGCUGCAGCUGCAACGAACUGCCGCCGUCCAACCCGCAGACGAUUUGGAAGCGAGAAGAAGAUGUCCGGCUCGACGAGCUCGUCGGGAAACGCGAGCCGCCAGCGCUCACGGUGGCGUACGACCACUGGCAGCACACGUGCUCGAGUGUUUGCGAAGAGCUCGUGCCGAGCCUCCAGCUGCGGCUCGUGCCGGCGUCGUCGGCCUUGCCCACCGAAUUUGAACUCGCCAUCUCGUCCAGCAAGACGGUCAAAGACCUCUCCGAGGCCAUCUACACGAUGUAUUGCAUCUCCGUGUGUCAUGGCGAGCUCAAGUGGCACGUGACGCGUCGGUACCGCGACUUUUGCGACCUCCACACGCAGCUUUCGAGUGAACUAUCGAUGGUGCUGCCUGCGCUGCCGCCGAAAACCUGGCUCCCGAGUGUCGACGAAGCGUUCGUCUCGGAGCGCCAGAUCGCCCUCGAGAGCUUCUUGCGACAGCUACUGCCGAUGCCGGGCGUCAUGGAGUCGCCCCGGUUCCUCUCUUUCCUUGGCGCGGUGUCGACGACGUCGCUCGAGCACGAGCGCGCCUCGGGCAUUCCCCGGGACGUGGUGCACUUGCGCAUUCUGCAUCGGUUCGUCUCGGUCGGCGACUUGGUGCUCUUUCGGUCGAAGAACCCCAUGAGCGGGGUCCAGCGCUCGGUCACGGGGGCGGAGUGGGACCAUGUCGGGAUCGUUGUCGACGCGCCGACGUCGCGCCACCGACUCAUGCUUUUGGAAGCAACCGGCGACGGCGUCACCAUCUUCCCGCUCGUGCCCCGCAUUUUGGCCUACACAUCCUGCUUUACAACGUACAUGGCGCUCCGCAAGCUGUCGUUGCCACCGACGAUGGACCUCGCGGACGUCGGGAGCGAGCUCGCCGCCUUUGCCAACCAGGUCGAGGGCAAGCCGUACGUGAUGACGAUCGGCAAACUGGUCAAGCAAGAAGAGACCAAUGCGACGCUGUCGGGCUUUUUUUGCUCGGAAUUGAUUGCGGCCGCGCUCAAGCACGUGGGAUUGUUGGAUACGGACUUGGCGGCCGCCAACUUUGGCCGGGCUGCUUUGCGAGCGGCGGCCAAGUCGACAAGGCGCUGGCGCGGCGCGGUGCGUCGUACGGCCCCGAAGUCGUCAUCGACUGCCGCGUCCUCGAGAUUGCCAUGACACACCGGUCCGAGCACGGCACGACGGGCGCCGUCAUCCACAGUGACUCGUCGAAACCCUAAACGAUAACGAUAAAACUCUAUAAUUUACGAUUGGAUAAAUGGAUUCGUCUCGA